Messenger RNA from Papaver somniferum (opium poppy), 607 nucleotides. RefSeq names its product H/ACA ribonucleoprotein complex subunit 3-like protein. Lineage: Eukaryota; Viridiplantae; Streptophyta; Magnoliopsida; Ranunculales; Papaveraceae. The record is from RefSeq and is a predicted model, not a curated record. The transcript is spliced from 3 exons. Gene Ontology annotation, molecular function: telomerase RNA binding; box H/ACA snoRNA binding. The coding region runs from base 137 to 331 and encodes 64 amino acids. Gene Ontology annotation, biological process: ribosome biogenesis; snRNA pseudouridine synthesis; rRNA pseudouridine synthesis. Gene Ontology annotation, cellular component: box H/ACA snoRNP complex; box H/ACA telomerase RNP complex.
CACUUAUUACCAAGAGGUUGAUGAGGUUAGGGUUUUCGUUGUUUGGGACUGAACACUUUCUCUCUCCUUCUUCUGCCCCAAAAUAAAAGCUUUGAAGUUUCUAGGGUUUUAGCAAAUCACACUCUUGAUCAGCAACAUGUAUCUUCAGUACUACAUCAAUGACAACGGUGACAAAGUUUACACUGUUAAGAAAGAAUCACCACUUGGGAAAGCAACAGAAUCUGCUCAUCCAGCUCGGUUCUCCCCUGAUGACAAGUACUCUAGGCAGAGAGUUCUUUUGAAGAAGCGAUUUGGAUUGCUGCCAACUCAGAAACCAGCCCCCAAGUAUUGAGAAAUCCUACUCUGCUUUUCGUACUAGUAGUGUUCCCUCCAAUAUGUCAUGUGUUUUACACUUUAUUGUAUUAUGAGUUAAACAUGAAUGAUACUUAACUUAGCAGUAGCUGUAGAAGAUUAUGAAUGAGUAAUAUUUCUAUCUAGUUGUAUGUUUGAAUUUUUCUUCAUUUUUUUUUCUCAACUCCGUUUAGUGCAAGGUAUACUGGAUCAGUGCCUGCUCUGACAUAUAUUGUGCACUCCUGUUUUCCUUAUCGAUAUGAGUACUUCUGCAGGA